Molecule: messenger RNA, 1432 nt
Organism: Silurus meridionalis
Lineage: Eukaryota; Metazoa; Chordata; Actinopteri; Siluriformes; Siluridae
Product: gastricsin-like
Exons: 9
Coding region: 26-1180 (384 amino acids)
Biological process (GO): proteolysis
Molecular function (GO): aspartic-type endopeptidase activity
Source: RefSeq, a predicted model, not a curated record
GGGCAAACUGAGAACAAGAAUCACCAUGAAGUGCUUGAUCGUCCUAAUGGCUUGCCUCAUCCUCUCAGAGGCAGCCAUCAAGGUUCCCCUCAUAAGGGGUAAGUCCAUUAAAGAGCGCAUGAGGGAGAAGGGCAUCCAUCUGCCCUACACUGAUCCAGUCCUUAAAUACCAUCCUGAGAUCCUGGCCACUACCACUAUUGAUUCAUUGACCUUUGCUGGUGCAUACUACUUUGGCGUGAUCAGUGUUGGCACACCACCCCAGUCCUUCCAGGUGCUCUUUGACACAGGCUCUUCCAAUCUGUGGGUUAACUCUGUCUACUGCAGCACUCAGGCAUGCACGUCAAAAACACAGUUCAACCCUCAGCAGUCCUCCACCUUCCAGAGCACCUCCCAAACCUUCUACUUACCCUAUGGAGCUGGAGCUCUUAAUGGUGUCUUUGGUUAUGAUACUAUUACUCUGGCUGGCAUCCAAAUCCCUAAUCAGGAGAUCGGUCUGAGCACUAACGAGCCAAGCCAGCCCUUCCUGCAGGCUCCAUUUGAUGGAAUUCUUGGUCUGGCCUACCCAUCUAUUGCUGUUGGCAAUGUCAUGCCCCUUGUGGAUACCAUGAUGCAACAGGGUCUCCUUCAACAAAACCUGUUUGGAAUCUAUCUGUGCCCAGAGGGAGGCUCUGGCAGUGAGGUGGCUUUCGGUGCUGUGGACACCAACAUGUAUCAGGGUCAGAUCUACUGGACCCCCGUGACAGCUGAGACCUACUGGCAGAUCGGCAUUCAGGAAGUUUCGAUUUCAGGUCAGCAGACUGGCUGGUGCUCUCAGUACGGCGGCUGCCAGGCCAUUGUGGACACUGGUACCCCCAGCCUUACUGUUCCUAGCAACUUCCUGUCCUCACUGAUGCAGUCUAUUGGAGCACAGCAGAAUAGUUAUGGCGAGUACGUUGUGGACUGUAGCCAGGUGAACAAUCUCCCCACUCUGACCUUCACCAUCAGUGGAACGAAUCUCCCUCUGCCUCCUUCUGCCUACGUCCAAAACCAGGGUGGUUACUGCAUCAUUGACAUCACUCCCACCUACCUGCCUUCUCAGAACAACCAGCCCAUCUGGAUCUUUGGCGACGUCUUCCUCAGGGUUUAUUACUCUGUGUAUGACCGUGCCAAUAACCAGGUGGGCUUUGCCCAAGCUGUCUGAACACCACCAUCAACAUUCCAUGGAAAUUUCUAAUAAAAGCUUUGGUCUCCAUAGCAUAAUUAAUACCUGCAUUAAUUCCAUGGAAAUUAAAAAAUCUCUGUGGCAUACUACUUCUUACAGAAAUUUCUUUUUUUUCACUCCCUAUAAUGCCAGUUAUAAGUAAAUUCAAGAUAGUGUUUUAGUGGUAAAUUGUCUUUAAACAAAGAAUAUCUAUUUAUCCCUUUCACUAUAUGUUAAAAUACAAUCCUUUAA